Molecule: messenger RNA, 2566 nt
Organism: Beta vulgaris subsp. vulgaris (sugar beet)
Lineage: Eukaryota; Viridiplantae; Streptophyta; Magnoliopsida; Caryophyllales; Amaranthaceae
Product: pentatricopeptide repeat-containing protein At1g32415, mitochondrial
Exons: 1
Coding region: 164-2347 (727 amino acids)
Biological process (GO): RNA modification
Molecular function (GO): protein binding; RNA binding
Source: RefSeq, a predicted model, not a curated record
CACGUACCUGAUCAGGCCAGCUCGCGUGUUGGCCCGCCCAUGCCCACCUCGGACGUAGAUCAAAUCCCGUCUAGGCGUUCACGUAUUAAUUCAUCACAGUGAGACGUCUGAUACUAAGGUGAAAUUACACGACCCAUAUAUAAUAAAAUUUGAAAUCUUGUAGAUGCCCGCAUUUCGCGCUGCUACAAAUUUGGCCUUCUCUCUCACAAGAACUCCAACUAAAUUGAUUCCUCGUACUUUAUCUGAUUUUCAACCGAGGUUUUGCAAAUAUCUAGGAUCAGAUAUAAGCUACAUUGAAUUCCAGCUCUUAGAUUCCUUGGUUUAUGGAAAUUUACAGCAUGCACGCCAACUGCUCGACGAAAUGCCUCAAAGAGAAAAGAAGCCUCCAGUUGUUAUAUGGACGUCUCUGCUCUCUAGAAUCUCUAGGAGAGGCCUUGUUGAUGAGGCACAGACUUUGUUUGACAUCAUGCCGGAGAGAAAUGUCGUUACGUAUAACGCUAUGCUUUCGGGAUAUGUACAGUCUGGUAGGCUCAAUGAGGCGUGUAAAUUUUUCGAGGCGAUGCCGGUGAAGAAUGUGGUAUCGUGGACUUCGAUGCUUUGUGGGCUGAUGAAUUCUGGGAUGGUUGGCGAAGGAAAGGCGCUUUUCGAGGCGAUGCCCGAGAGGAAUAUCGUUACUUGGAAUUCAAUGGUUGUUGGGUUGGUGAAGAAUAAGAGCUUGGGGGAAGCAAGAUUGAUAUUUGAGGCGAUGCCACUUCGGGACUCGGCUUCUUGGAAUUCAAUGAUUGACGGGUAUGCAGAGAAUGGUAUGAUGGAGAAAGCCAGGGAGUUGUUUGAUCAAAUGGUGGAUAAGAAUAUAAUUACAUGGACUACCUUGAUUUCUGGGUAUUGUAGAGCUCGGGAAGUGUGGACUGCCUAUGAUUUGUUUCGUAAAAUGCCCGAAAAAAAUAUUGUUUCUUGGACAGCCAUGGUUGGUGGAUUUUCUUGGAAUUCUUACUAUAAAGAGGCUGUAUUACUCGCUUUUGAGAUGAGGAGGGCUGGCGUUGAACUGUGCGAAGAAACCUAUAUAUCUCUAGCUCAUGCUUGUGCUGGGAUGGGUUUUUCUCGACUUGGUAUGCAGCUACAUGCUCUUGUAAUUACUAACAGUUUUGAUUACCAUGAUCAUGGUGGACGACUUUCUAAUAGUCUGAUUUAUAUGUAUUCUAGAUAUGGCUUAAUGGAGUAUGCUCAUUCUAUCUUUGAGAAGAACAGAAAGAAUUGGACAACUCAAUCUUGCAAUGCCUUGAUCAGUGGUUAUAUUCAGACCGGAAAGUUGGACAAGGCUGAGUAUAUCUUUGAGAUUAUGCCUAUCUAUGAUAAUAUUACAUUGACUUCCAUGAUCGGUGGCUACUUUAAUUUUGGACAAGUAGCUAAGGCAUAUGAACUGUUCAACAACAUGACAGAAAAGGAUAAUAUUGCAUGGACAGUGAUGAUAUCAGGGUACGUUCAAAACGAGUUGUUUCUAGAAGCCAUGUGUUUAUUCGCACAAAUGUGGAUGCUCGGUAUAAUGCCUCUACAAUCUACAUACUCUACUCUUCUUGGAGCAGCUGGUGCAGCAGCUCAUCUUGAUCAAGGCAGGCAAUUGCAUUGCAUUCUGAUAAAAACACAAAUGAAUAUGGACUUGAUUCUUGAGAACUCGCUAAUCUCAAUGUAUGGAAAAUGUGGUCAAGUAGGUGAUGCAUACAAAAUUUUCUCAUAUAUGAAUUGCCAAGAUCUGGUUUCCUGGAAUUCCAUGAUUAUGGGGUUCUCGUUUCAUGGGCUAGCAUAUGAAGCUUUAUCACUGUUUGACAGCAUACCAAAAGAAAGAGUAAAACUAAAUUCUGUUACUUUUCUAGCUGUCUUAUCUGCGUGCAGCCACGCAGGGCUGGUGAAAGAGGGAUGGCUGAUAUACAAAACUAUGAAGGAGAUUUAUGGAAUUCUGCCAGAUUUACAACACUAUAUAUGUAUGAUCAACCUCCUCGGACGUGCAGGGAAAGUUGAGGAAGCUGAACAGUUUGUGUUGAGUUUACCUUCUGAGCAAGGCAUUGCUGUGUGGGGUGCGUUGCUAGGUGUUUGUGGAGUCAGUGAGGGAAAUACUGAUAUUGCAGGCCGUGUCUUUCAGAGACUUGUUGAGCUAGAUCCUACAAAUGCACCAGCUCACAUUGUUCACUGCAAUAUGCUUGCGGCAGCUGGUCAUUAUGGAGAAGAGAAAAUGUUGAGGAAGGAGAUGAGAUCAAAGGGGAUGAGAAAGGUUCCUGGAUGUAGUUGGAUAUCAAGUAGGGAAAGAAGUUAUGUGUUUCUUUCAGGAGAUCGGACACAAUCUCAAGGAUGAAUUGUCUUCUUGAUUUCGUUAUAGAUGAAAGCGAAGCUGCUAUAAUAUUUGCUGACACUGAUCGAUUAUUCUAGCUGAUCUUUCACUGAUGGCUUCAACCUACAGCCUUCAGCCUUCAGCCUUCAGCCUUCAGCAAUCAUCAAUUCAUUUGGGUUGUAUAGUUUUGGUUCAUAAAGAACAUCGUGUUCAACUGUUGGUAAAUGAAAUUUCAAGUGUUAA